AGGGCACCGCUUCCUCCCAUGCACUUGUCUUCAUCUCCUCCAACACAACCACUUUUAGUGUUGCCACAAUAUCUACUCUCCAAAAUCCCACCCCUCACUCUUCCAUUACCCCUCUGUCCAUAACUUGUCCCUCAACAGUCAUCUUUCCCUCCACCAUUUAAGCCCCAUUUCCCUCCUCCCUCCCUCUCUCUCUCUAACCCUCUGCCUCUCUUUCUCUCUCUUACACACACAACAUCCAACAAACACAACAACUAAUUAAACUCCCUUCACUCUCACCACCACCACCACCACCACCACAACUUCUUGUAACUUAAAAUGUCUAGCAGAAGAUCGCGUUCGAGGGCGUCGGGAUCCUCGAGGAUAACCGACGAUCAGAUCGCCGACCUCGUCUCGAAAUUGCAGCAACUCAUCCCCGAGAUCCGCAGCCGCCGUUCCGACAAGGCUUCGGCUUCGAAGGUGUUGCAGGAGACGUGCAACUACAUAAGGAACUUGCACAGAGAGGUGGAUGAUCUGAGCCAUCGAUUGUCGGGGCUGCUGGAAUCGACGGACGGCGACAGCGCUCAAGCCGCCAUUAUUAGGAGCUUGCUAUUGUAAUGUUGUUACAGCGCAUAGAUGUGGUUGUACGUUUCGCUUCUGUUGUCGUACGUCUAGGGUUAAUUUUGCCAGUAUAUGUAUGUAGCUAUAUGGUUUGGUAUGCUAUCCAUAUAUAAAUAUAUGUUACUAUUUUUUUUAUA
Salvia miltiorrhiza (redroot sage) is the source of this 734-nucleotide messenger RNA. Its product is annotated as transcription factor PRE6-like. Bases 316 to 594 code for a protein of 92 amino acids. Gene Ontology annotation, biological process: regulation of growth; regulation of DNA-templated transcription. Gene Ontology annotation, molecular function: protein dimerization activity. The transcript has 2 exons. Lineage: Eukaryota; Viridiplantae; Streptophyta; Magnoliopsida; Lamiales; Lamiaceae. The record is from RefSeq and is a predicted model, not a curated record.